AUGGCUAAGAGGCAGGCGACAGAACAGAUCACACGAGAAGCAUUCACCGGGGAUGCUUCGGACGACAAUGAAGAGCGCCCCACGCAAGCAAGUUCGCUGGUGUUGGCCAAGAGAAAGAUAUUGAAACCAAGAGGAAAAUUAAGUGAAGGUAAUGGAAGUGUGAAAAAUUCGGCGUUCCAAAUGCCACUGGGUAGUUUUCAGUUUAAUCCGCAGCCCACAACCAGUACAUUUCCGAACAAUGUCCAUCCAAAAGCCGAUGACGAGGCAAAUAAAAUUAAAGCAUUAAAUGAGAACUUCAUAAACAAAAUAAGCGAAUCAAACAAGGCUAAUAGCAUUGCCAAUUUCACUCCCAUAGCUGAAAAAUACAUCAGUUACUACAAGGAAAUCCAGAAUGGAAAGCACCUGCAAAAUGCUACAACAAUCGACAUAGCUCAGCAAAAGACCGACGCGGACAAGAUUGAAGAUGACCAGUCAAGUAGUGACAGUGAAUCAGAUAAAAAAGAGGGCGCAAAAGACGUGAAAGUUGAGGGGCCAAAGUUUACUAUCGCCCAAAAACCUACACUGUCAUCAUCUCCAUUUACAUUCGAUCCCAAGAAAAUUGCAAAAUUGAACGCCAAAGACUCAGACGAAUCUGAAGAUGAUGUGCCGAUUCAAGGACCAAUAUUCAACUUUAACAAGCCUAUUCAGGAUAAUGUCUUCAAAUUUAAAGGCUCUUCAGAAUCAAAGAGUGAGGUCGACUUAUCCUCCAAGACCGAUAAGGGAAGCUCCACUUCAGUCAAACCAACAUCACAAUUCAGCUUUGGGUCAAAUCAAAGCCAGGCAACACCAGUUGGCUCUACUUCAGGAACUUUCAACUUUGGAGCUAAACCGGUAGAAACGACAAACCAAGCCGAUCAAAAACAGGACUCUACGAAAUCAUUUAGCUUUAACAACCCGUCUAACCAAAGUUCGAGUACAAGUGGCACAUUUAAGUUUGGAUCUAGUCAGCCAGCAUUUGGUGCAUCUUCUGAUAAGCCAUCCACCGGAUUCAGCUUUGGUGCAAAGCCGGAUCAAAGUUCUACUCCAGGGUUAGCAUCAUCGACGGGCUCAGCAUUCUCCGCUUUUGGUACAAAGCCUGCAGGUGCAGCAUCUUCUUCCCCGGCUUUAAAUUUUGGAACGAAGCAAGACGAUACGGGUCCACUGGCUGGAUCAGAAAAUACUGCCAAUUCUGCUGCAUCUGGAGGAGCAACUUCGUCUGGAUUCCUUGGAUUUAAGCCUGCUGGAAUUCAAAACAAAGAUUCAAAACCCUUUCAAUUUGGUGCAAGCACAUCAACAUUUGACAAUUCCUCUUCCAAACCUUCUAGCUCACCAUUUAACUUCAUAGGUAACCAAAACACAAGUGAUGCUUCUCAAAAGGCUCCUGAAUCAAACAAAACUGGAUUUACAUUUGGACAAAAAGCUGAAGAAGGGUCUACUGGAACCACUGCCCUAACUUCGACAGCUAAUAUAUUUGGGAAUGCCAAUGCAAAAGCUACAGCCCCAAGCAACCCAUUUGGUGGACUAGGAUCUACAGGCUUUCAAUGGGGUAAAACCGACAAUACAAGCAAUAAAGAAGAAAACAAAGAACAAGAAAAAAAGGAUGAUGAUAAAGUGGAGGAACACGAAGUGGAGGGCAAUUUUGCUCCUGUUGUCCACAUGAAUGAGAAAAAGGAGGUGCAAUCGGGUGAAGAAAACGAGGAAACUAAAUUCACCAUUCGAGCCAAGUUGAUGGAGUUUGAUUCAUCGAAUGCUACCAACCCCUAUGUAAACAAAGGACUAGGAGAAUUGAAGGUGUUACGAAAUAAGGAAACCUCAAAGUCGAGGAUAAUCGUCAGAGCAGAUGGUAGUCUCCGAGUACUAUUGAACACCUUGUUAUCCAAAGACGUUUCUUAUAGCUCAAUGGGAAAUGGUUCGUUGGUGCGUAUUCCUGUUUUCAGCAGCGACAACAAAAUCGAUACAUACGUGGUCAAGGUCAAGACCGCCGAUGACGGGAAAGAGCUUUUGAAAACUAUCGAAGACUUGAAAUCGUAA
Molecule: messenger RNA, 2049 nt
Organism: Lodderomyces margitis
Lineage: Eukaryota; Fungi; Ascomycota; Pichiomycetes; Serinales; Debaryomycetaceae
Product: nucleoporin
Exons: 1
Coding region: 1-2049 (682 amino acids)
Biological process (GO): intracellular transport
Cellular component (GO): nuclear pore
Source: RefSeq, a predicted model, not a curated record